Molecule: messenger RNA, 1713 nt
Organism: Penicillium canescens
Lineage: Eukaryota; Fungi; Ascomycota; Eurotiomycetes; Eurotiales; Aspergillaceae
Product: flavin-containing monooxygenase
Exons: 4
Coding region: 1-1713 (570 amino acids)
Source: RefSeq, a predicted model, not a curated record
AUGUCUAGGGAAUCUGAUCACGCAUUCAAGGCUGAUGGGGAGAUUGCCUCCUAUCCAAUACUCAUAAUUGGGGCUGGGAUAUCCGGCAUUGCAGCAGGUUGUCAAGUGAAACGCACACUUGGGGUUAAAGACUUUGUGAUCUUUGAAAAAAACAAUGACAUCGGCGGAACUUGGUUUACGCAUCGCUACCCUGGUGUUGCCUGCGAUGUUCCUGCAAUCCUUUAUUCAUUUUCGUUUGCCCCAAAUUAUAAUUGGUCGACAUUGAGGCCGUCAGGAAGGGAAAUCUGGAAGUAUCUCGCGGACGUCUGUGAGCAAUACCACCUUUCAGAUAACAUUCACCUGAACACGGAAGUCACCGAACUUCAUUGGGACGAAGAAACACUAGAGUGGGAGGUAAAAUUUCAACGUCAUCCAAGCCUUAGGAAGGGUACCAUUCGAGCCAAAAUUGUCUUGACUGCUGUCGGAAAACUGGUCAACCCAAAGACAUCUGAAGAUAUUUUGCAGGACGUCCAUGGCGUUGAAACCUUCCAAGGAAAUGUCAUCCACACAUCACAAUGGAAUGAAUCACUGGAUAUCCGCAAAAAGAAUGUUUUGGUCCUUGGCACGGGCUGCUCCGCGGCACAGAUCGUACCUCAACUGUUGGGAACAGACUUGGGAGCUGAUUCUGUGACCCAAUUGAUGCGAUCUCCUCCCUGGGUUGUUCCAAACCAUCUCUCUAAGAAGCACAUUGGCUGGUGGGAGAGAUUCAUGCCCUCCCUCACGCGCAAUAUUCCUGGAUUCGCACAACUUGUUCGAGCAACUAUUUUCGUUAUAACGGAAACCAACUAUUUUCGUUUCAUAAGACCAGGCGUUAACGCCCGGAUUCGUCGAGCACAGAAAGCGAAAGCACUUCUCUCUCAUAUGAAACGAGAGGUUCCAUCCCAAUAUCACCAGAUUCUCACGCCUCAUUAUGAAAUGGGUUGCAAGCGACUCGUUCAUGAUGAUGGGUGGUUUCACUGUCUUCAUGAUUCAAGGGUAGAACUUUCCACGCUAUCACUCAAGAGCCUGGGCCCCAAAGUGGGUGUUUUAGGGGACGAGGAUGAACAAAUCACAAUACCACUCGACGCAAUUAUUCUCGCGACAGGCUACGAUACAUCGACAUUGCUGCAGCCUAUGCGCAUUAUUGGACGAAAUAGGAUAGACCUCCAUGAGCUUUGGAAGAGGCGAGGAGGACCACAGGCCUACAUGGGGGUGGCACUUGACAACUUUCCUAAUUUCUUCUUCCUUUUUGGCCCAAAUUCUUCGAGUGGACACACCAGUGUGCUUGUCGGGAUUGAAAACGCUGUCAACUAUACUCUUCGGGUUAUCGGACCAAUCGUAAAAGGUUGGGCAGAGGCAUACGAGGUAAAAGAGGCAGCGUGUACGAACUGGACAGAUAUUGUUCAGCAGUCUUCGAGAGAGCGUAUUUGGGUCAAUGGUGGAUGCGGGAGUUGGUGGGUUGAUGAAACAAAAUGGAAUGGCAUGGUAUAUCCUUUCUCCAUGCUUUACGCUACUUAUGCCGCGACAUUUCCCAUUUGGGAUGAUUGGGUCCCUACUUACACCCCUGAGGGUGUUCUCCAGAGAAACAAACGCUCAAGCACUACAUUGGUGACUUCAGUGAGCCUCGCUAUUCUCAUGAUGUGCUUAUAUCAUGUUUCAUGGCAUGAAAUGACAACUGUUGGUUUGAAAGCUUAA